This is a messenger RNA of Penicillium macrosclerotiorum, 1269 nucleotides long. RefSeq names its product NAD(P)/FAD-dependent oxidoreductase. The transcript has a single exon. Bases 1 to 1269 code for a protein of 422 amino acids. NCBI's taxonomy places the organism in Eukaryota, Fungi, Ascomycota, Eurotiomycetes, Eurotiales, Aspergillaceae. Gene Ontology annotation, cellular component: cytoplasm. Gene Ontology annotation, molecular function: oxidoreductase activity. The record is from RefSeq and is a predicted model, not a curated record.
AUGACGCCGUCAAUUGAACAAAUUAUCUUUUUUAACAAGCACCCAUCUUCCUGCCGCAUUUUCAUCAUCGGAGGCGGUAUAGUCGGCGCUUCGCUGGCCUAUUUUCUUUCCAAAGAAGAAAGUGAUCGUCAGAUCGUUAUCAUUGAUAAAUGUUUCGAGAAGCUGCUAGGGUCUACGGGCCAUGCUCCAGGCUUUGUUGGACAGCUCAAUGAGUCGCCCGCAUUGACAAGUCUGGCGAAGGAUACAGUCUCCGAGUAUCUCAAGAUUCCGGGUGGAUUUAACGUUGUGGGGGGCUUGGAAGUUUCAUCAACGCCUUCUGGCGUCGAGACGUUACAUCACCGACGAGAUCUUGCCCUAACAGCUGGUCUGCCAGCCGAAAUCAUUACGCCAGACGCAGCAGCCUCCCUUGCUCCCGAUUUUAUUCGGUCCAGUACUAUUACAGCCGGUCUUCAUUUCGCAUCAGACGGAACCGCAAAUGCACAAGUCAUUACAUCCUAUUACCUCCAACAAUCUCAGGCCAGAGGCGUGAUUCUUCUCGAAGCCACUGUAACCGGCUUUGAAAUCAAGGAUGGCCUGACAAUAGCCAUCCAGUCAUCGGCGGGGGAAAUAGCUCUACAUGGCAGCCCCAUUGUCCUCGCUACAGGUAUCUGGACAUCGUCGUUGGCAAGCAGUGCUGUUCAAUCACCAGUUCCAAUCGUUCCAGUGGCACAUCCUUAUACCUUUACACCUCCCCGACCUCCUAGAUCCGGAACACCAUACCCAUUUGUUCGGUGGCUAGACCACCACGUUUACGCUCGGGAUCAUGGAGAUCGCGAUGGCCUAGGUAGUUACGAUCAUCCUCCAAUCAGUUUGAGCCCGGACAAGACAGCAAUAGGAGCCUGGCCAUCCGCUUUCGACGGGGUCCUAUCAGAAGCUACCAUGUGCUUGAAAAAUGGGGAUAAGUUCCUCGUCAAAGGAUACAGUGAUGAUACGGAUGAGAAGCGCCCGUUCAAUGGUAUAUUCUCCGUGACUCCUGACAAUCUUCCCCUGGCUGGGAAAGUACCUGGAAACUCUAAUCUAUGGCUUUGUGCCGCAAUUUGGGUUACUACCGCUGCUGGUACGGCGAAACUGGUAUCGAGAAAAAUCCUCGAAGGGAGCGAGCGUCUGACUCUAGAAGACAAGAAGCUCUUAAAUGCACUCAGCCCUGCGCGCUUUCGGGGAUGUGAGACAAUCACACUUGAAACUCAAGCCUUGGCGAAGUAUAACGACAUAUAUAAUAGGGAAACUUGA